Messenger RNA from Fonticula alba, 1014 nucleotides. RefSeq lists its product as hypothetical. The transcript is spliced from 4 exons. NCBI's taxonomy places the organism in Eukaryota, Rotosphaerida, Fonticulaceae. The record is from RefSeq and is a predicted model, not a curated record. The coding region runs from base 1 to 1014 and encodes 337 amino acids.
AUGUCCGAACGCACACGGCCGGCGCACCCCGGCGCUCGCAGCGUCCUGAUGCUGCUCCUUGUUGGUGUUAUUUUUUCUAUCACGCCCGCCCGGGGCUCAGCGCCACGGUGGGAUCUGGCGAUCGAUGACGACGCGCUGUGCAUUCCCUGCCCGGCCGGCUUUUACUGGAAUAGCCGCCAUUGUUCGAGCCGCUGCCAGGAGCCGCCGCCCAGCCGGCCCCGGAGCAGCUCCUCCAGCCCUACCGACUCGAUGCCCUCUUCCUCCGGCUCCCUGCCCCCGGUGGAUCCCUCUGGCCCUGAUUCCGACAUCUUCUCGGAUUCCUCGGCCAACAGCACCUCCUCCGAUGCUUCUUUCUCAGACUCCACCCCCGGGUCUACCCCCGGGUCCAGCUCCUCCGGCAGCGACUGGAUCCCCUACCCGGAUGGAUACUGCCCGAGCUUGCAGAUGUGCCUCAAGUGCCCCCCCGGGCACUUUUCCUCGAAGCCGUGCAUCAACUGCGAGCCCGGCAUGUAUCAGCCCAACUACGGGCACGUCGGCUGCCUUCUCUGUCCCCAGGGGUCCUUCGCCGAGCUGUCCGGCUCGGCCAACUGCACCCCCUGCGGAACGGGCUACUAUUUGGACCAGUUUGGCUCGUCUCAAGCUGACGACUGCCGGAUCUGCCCGGCCGGCUUUUACUGCCCAUCGGUCACCACCGGGCGGCCGAUCAUCUGCCCGGAGGAUUCCGUCUGUCCGGAAGGGUCCUCGGCUCCGCGCAACUGCAGCCCCCUGUCCGAGCCGGUCACCGGGGAGGAUGGCCUCGUUGAGUGCAAGCCGAUUGUCUUCUUCUAUGCCCUGGUGUCGCUGGCCUGUGUGGCGGCGAUCACCAUUGUCGCCGUUCUGGUGGCGGUUGUCACUCGCAAGAAGGCCGACCCGGCCAUCGUCAGCCAGAUGAUCCACCAAGAGAAGGACCGCCUGUUGGCGGACGAUCCCCACAUCCGUGGUGUUGGUGACACUCCCAUGUACUCGGGCCUAUGA